Equus caballus (horse) is the source of this 3044-nucleotide messenger RNA. RefSeq names its product natural cytotoxicity triggering receptor 2 (gene NCR2). The record is from RefSeq and is a predicted model, not a curated record. NCBI's taxonomy places the organism in Eukaryota, Metazoa, Chordata, Mammalia, Perissodactyla, Equidae. Gene Ontology annotation, cellular component: cell surface. Gene Ontology annotation, molecular function: signaling receptor activity.
AAGUAACAGUGAAAUGCAGACUUCCUAACUGGUGUUCACCUAAUGCUGGAGUGCUGCUCCCUGUUCCUGUGCAUGUCUGGCUUUCCAUAAAGAACCACUUCGCUGCUUAGGAGAGUGAAAUGGGCUCCUUUAAUUGAAUAAAGACACAGGUUUGAUUCCCUCUGAGAGCUCUGGGAUCCUUAUACACUCUCAUCUCCCAAAACACACAACAAACGGGCCCAAGUAGACCAAGUAGACACUGUAACCAAGCACUAACAACAAAACCCUCGCAACUGGACUGCACAAUAUGAUACGGAGGAAACCUCGGCUAAUUGAGUCAGAACCUGUGUGUCUUGUCUCACAUUCCACAACAAACUAACCUGCCUGUAGGGACAUCGGUCCUGCAUUGCUUCUGUUCACUCGCCCCCACGUCCUGCAGAUAUGUCCAGCUCAGGUUCCUGGAUUCCUCCCCAGGCCCCCAUCGAAGGCAGACAGAGCCGCCCGAUGGAGCUUCCUGCAUGCGCCUCUCCCUCCCAAGGCAGGGCUCCCUCAAACAUAGUUCGGACCUCCCUCUUCCUCUAGAACCACCCUGGCUCCCCAGUGCUUCCCCCCGAAGCCCAGGCUCCCCAGCCUGAUCCUGAAGCUCCUCCAUGAACAGGGCCCUACCGGCCCACCCAGAUGGAGGUCCCGCCAGGAGCCACCCGCAGGCAGGUGGGAGGCAGUUCAGUGCGGGAGCCUGGACACAUGUUCCAUCAGUUUCCUCACUGGUAACAAUGGAACUGAUGAGGUCCAUUGUUCUUACAGAACUCUCAGAGGAAUUAAAUGGAUGAGGAAUACAAAGCACCAGGGUACGGAAGACACUGAACCAAUGCUGAGCAAAGUCAGUGGGUGUGGGGUCAGGCCCACCUGGAAGGAAAUCAGAACCACUCCUGAUCAGCGCCUGUGAAUCUGACACUGUGUCUAUUGAGUAGGGGCCUGGGGAGAAAGGAGCCCACACCCACUCAGCUCUGACAUCCCGGGCUGCCAAGAUCCCCUGCAUGGCGCCAGAGUAGGGGACACAGGCAGGAAGCUCCAAAGGGAGUGCCCCCCACCAUGUCCUCUCCCACCAGCACACUGGAAAAGGGCCAUAUGGCCCGGAGGUUCCCAUUCCCACAACUGCUACUGCUGCUGCUGCUGCUCCCAGGCUCAUGGGCACUAUCAAAGGCCCAGGAACUUCACCGUGUGGCAGGGCAGACGCUCUCUGUGAGGUGCCAGUAUCCGCCCAGGGGUGGCCCCUACCAGAGCAAAGGCUGGUGUAAGGAGGUGUCGAAGUUCACGUGCCUCAGGCUGGUCACCAGCUCCAGACCCCGCACGCUGACUCAGAUCUCUCAAUCCUCAAUCUGGGACGACCCUGCUGCUGGCUUCUUCAUUGUCACCAUGACUGGUCUGAAGGAGCAAGACUCGGGACACUACUGGUGCAGAAUCUACCACACUUCCGGAAACUCUGUCGAUAGGUCCUUAAGGUUCUAUCUGGCGGUGUCUCCAGCCCCCAAGACUUCUCCAGAGAUGCCCUCCCCACAGCCUCCCCCACGGGAUCCGAGCACGGCCUCUGCCUCCAUGCAGGCCACCUGGGCUCCCCAUGACCUGGUCUCAUCACAGACCCAGAGCUGUGUGUCCCCGACUGGAAGAGCUGGAGAGACCCCCGGGGCUUCCUCUGCUAUCACCGCCCCUUCACGUCCUGCAGCCCCCAGUGCCCUGGUGCCCCUGCUGUGUGGACUCCUCGUGGCCAAGAGCCUGGUGCUGUCAGCCCUGUUUGUCUGGACCUCACAUCUCAGGACCUUAAGGAAUCGACAUGUGCGGCACAGAGGGAGGUCUCUGACGUGCCCAGCUCGGCGCAGACCAGGCCCCUGGGCACUUCCUGCUGAGCCUCGGGACCCAAGAAGGACGGCCAGUCUCCCUGCAGUCCUCAGGAGCUCCUCCCUGACCUCUGAACUCUGCCUUUCCCGCGAAGAAAAGGCCAAAGCCUCCCAGAACUUAAGCCAGCGCCCUUGGCUACCUUCCUCACUCCAGUGCUGAGGAUUUCCCAGCUCCGCCCCCGCCCAGGUCCAGGCCCACUGCUGGCUCACACUGUGUUUGCCUCUGGGCCAGCACCGUCCAGACAUGGGAGCCAAAGCCCAGGACAGCACCUUUCCACCAAAUCAGAGUCACCACUGCUGACAGCUCCCACUCCUCCUCUUCCCUUCCUCCUCUACCCCCACCUCCUGCUCUCCCUCCUUCUCAUCCUCCUCCUAUAGCCCCACAGCUCAGCCACGCCCCAGAUCACUGCCGACAUCUCUCUCUCCCUCUCCCCUUGCUCAGCCACACACUGCCAAAGCCUCUCUAUCCGCUUCUCUCUGUUGCUUCCGUCUCUUCCUCCUCGUUUCCAAAACCCGUCACCUCGCACCUCUGUGUGGACCACUAUGUCAGUCACCUAACUGGUGUCCCGCCUUUGCUCUCCACGUCCCAGAUUGUUCCCCCUUAUACAUCCCUCUCAACAACGCCUCUGUGCACUUUGACUGUGUGGGAAUUGAAGUCCAGGGUCAUUUCAGGGCCCCAGGCUCUGCCAAGGUCAGCCACCCCUUGUCACCAUGUCACUGUGCAUCCCCCAUGCUGUCCUUCUUGUGCCACCAAGAUGGCCACAGGCUCGGGAGAGAAGUGAACCCUCCUUUUUCUGCACAAGUUGAGCAGGACGCUCCUCACGACCACGAGCGAGGUGGCCCUGGUCUGACGCCCGGCGCUGACCCUCCCUACUGCUGUCCUCUCUCUGACACUUGUUAUCUCAGUGUUGGACUUUCCAGACUGAGCCUCUAACUUUAUUAUCUUUUCUCUCUUGUUCUUCAUCCAUUUUUCUUUAUUCCUGCUUUCUGGGAAAGUUCCUCAAGGUUGCAGUCCAAGUCUUCCAUUCAAAGGUUUACUAUUUAUGCAAGCACAUGUUCAAGUUUCUAAAUGGUCCGUUUGUUCUCUGAACGUUCCUUUUUCACCUGCAUGUUUUAUUUGGGGAUGCCAUAUUUUUUCUGGCAAUAUUAAAGUUUUAACUUUUGACGUUU